This is a messenger RNA of Bombina bombina (fire-bellied toad), 2499 nucleotides long. Its product is annotated as gastrula zinc finger protein XlCGF57.1-like. The transcript has 9 exons. Gene Ontology annotation, molecular function: RNA polymerase II cis-regulatory region sequence-specific DNA binding; DNA-binding transcription activator activity, RNA polymerase II-specific. The coding region runs from base 66 to 1784 and encodes 572 amino acids. The record is from RefSeq and is a predicted model, not a curated record. NCBI's taxonomy places the organism in Eukaryota, Metazoa, Chordata, Amphibia, Anura, Bombinatoridae. Gene Ontology annotation, biological process: regulation of transcription by RNA polymerase II. Gene Ontology annotation, cellular component: nucleus.
AUUGUACCUAAACUUCCUGUACAGGCUGCAGCAAGGAGAACCGAAGGACCUGGCCUGUUAUAAUCAUGGAUCAACACUUAUAUGUUCUGCCGGACGGUUUUAAGAUGAAGAUAAAGGAAGAACAGAUAGACCCUGAUAAUCCAUCAAUGGCAACAAAUACUGCAGUGUAUACAUCCCCUGGUGGUUUUCCAACAAUCUUUCCAGACAGUUCAGAAGUGAAGUCAGAGAAAGAAGAGCUGAACAUUGACAAUCAUCUGACUACAAUAAAGACCGAAACAGAUACAUUUGCUAUUGAUAGUUUUCCAACAAAGUUGGAGGUUAAGUCAGAGCCAGAAGGGUCGGAUACUGAGGAUUACAAGACCACAAUAAAUCAUGUGAUUGUUACAUCUACAGAUGAUGGUUUUACAACUAAAUUAGAAGUGAAGUCAGAACCAGAAGAGCGGGAUACUGAGGAUCAUGUGACCACAAUAAAUCAUGUGACUGUUACAUCCACAGAUGAAGGAUUUGCAGGAAAUAUAGUAGUGAAGUCAGAACCGGAAGCAGAUUAUCAUGUGACCACAGUAAAUCAUGUGACUGUUACAUCCGCAGAUGAUGGUUUUACAACUAAUUUUAAGGUGAAGUCAGAACCGGAAGACUCGGAUACUGAUUAUCAUGUGACCACAAUAAAUCAUGUGACUGUUACAUCCACAGUUAAUGAGAACAAGUUGAAUAUUACAAACCCACAUCAGAGAAGACCAAAACUUAUACUGAUACCACAGAGCCCUGAAAUGCUGAGAGCUAAUGACUGUGGUCAACUGGUAGAUGUAUCCCAGAAGCCUUUGCAAGAUACUAUUGGAGAACUUACAGCAGAGACACAGACUAAUAAAGAUUUGAAGCAAAAAGAAGAUACUGGCACAGUAGAGAAAUCAUUCCCUUGUACAGAAUGUAGUAAAAUCUUUGGAAGCAAGCGAGGUCUCCAGAGACACCAACGAAUUCAUACAGGGGAGCAGCUAUAUAAAUGUGCUAUGUGUGGGAAAUGUUUCACGCAAAAGAGUAGCCUCACAUAUCAUGAAAGGAUCCACACAGGAGAGAAACCAUUCACUUGUAUGGAUUGUGGAAAAAGCUUUAUAUGUAAUUCAGAUCUCUUAAAACAUCAAAGGAUUCAUACAGGGGAGAGACCAUUUAUAUGUAAAGAGUGUGGGAAAUGUUUCACACACAAAAGUACCCUCAUAACUCAUAAAAUUAUACAUGGAGGAAAGAAAUCAUUCUCUUGUAUGGAAUGUAAAAAAAGUUUUGUAUGUAACGCUCAUCUGGUAAAACACCAAAGGAGUCAUACAGGGGAGAAACCAUUUACAUGUACAGAAUGUGGGAAAUUAUUUAGGAAUAAGAGUAGCCUCACAUCUCAUGAACUCAUGCACAGAGGGGAGAAACCAUACCCUUGUAUGUAUUGUGGAAAAGGCUUUGCACAUGCGUCAGAACUCUUAAAACAUGAAAGGAUUCAUACAGGGGAGAAACCAUUCACUUGCAUGGAAUGUAACAAAAGUUUUGCUUGGAAGUCUUGUCUCAUAAAACAUAAACGGAUUCAUACAGGGGAGAAACCGUUUUCAUGUACAGUGUGUGGGAAAUGUUUCUCACAAAAGAGUAAUUUAACAGCUCAUGAAAUGACCCACACAGUGAAGAAAUCAAACAAAAGUUUGAACUCUUUUAUAUGUACAGAAUGUGGAGAAAGCUUUUCAAGUAUGUCAGUUCUCCAAAGUCAUCUAAAUAUUUGUACAGGAGAGAAACCUGUACCAUGUACAGAGUGAGAUAAGUGUUUCUCAAGAAAUAAUACACAAAAGGGAAAAAUAUUAAUUUGUAGCAAAACCAUUGAACUUAUUGUAUAAAUAUUAACCUAUGAGUGGUGUCUUUUUAAAGCAGAACAUUUUUUUUCCAAAAACGCAUUUUGGCACACAUAAAUAUUCACACAGUGAUAAAUUGUUUUACCUGUACAUAUCUCAUAACUUACCGGAAGUAUAGAAUGUAGAACUUGUUUUAAAGAAAAUGGAUAUGUCUGUUCAUAGGAUGUCCUUCCCACAACCUCUGUACUUUAAUCAGAUAACUACUUUUUAAAACCUUAUAAGGAGGGGCACUUGGGUUUUUCCCCGUUAUAUUUCUGAUUGCUAUCACAUGUAAUGAGGAACGGUCCUUAAAUAGUUGGUCAUUAAUUGCUUUUUUCUCUGUGAGAGACAGCACUUCUAAAGUUAUUUGGCCACUUAUUUAAAAUAAAUUCUUCCUUUCUAAGAUGUAGGUAACCAUUAUAACCAGAGAUGUUUAGGGUCUCCCAUCUCCACCAUUUAUUUUAAUACAUAAUAUAUUAAAUAGGGAAUCUGACCUUUCAAAUGAUGGGUUACAAACCUUUUUAGGAUACAGGUAAUUACCUUGUAAAAUGUAAUAAUUGUAAUACUAUUAAACAUGGAUAUUUGUAAUACUAUUAAACAUGGAUAUUUGUAAUACUAUUAAACAUGGAUAUAUAUAUGGGAA